AUGAAUGGUUUGGUAGCAUUAAUAACCGGUGGUGCAUCGGGUCUUGGUUUAGCUUGUGUUAAUCGUUUUUUAAAACAAGGCAUAAGUCAUGUACAUUUUUGUGAUUUACCAAUAUCGAAAGGUGAAGAUAUUGUUAAAUCAAUGGAUUCAUCUUUAGUUACAUAUCAUUCUGUUGAUGUUACAAAUGAUAAUGAAGUUGAAGAAAUGUUUAAAAAAAUUAAAGAAAAAAAUUCAAAACUUAAUUGUCUUGUACAAUGUGCUGGAAUUGGUGUUGCAUUUCGAUGUUAUAAUAUAAAUAAACGAAGUAUGCAUUCAAUGGAAGAAUUUUAUCGAGUAAUGAAUGUAAAUGUUGUUGGAACUUUUAAUGUUCUACGAAGAGCAUGUCAUAUUAUGGCUGAUAAUCAACCAGACAUAAAUGAACAACGUGGUAUAAUUAUUAAUACAUCAAGUAUUGCUGCAUAUGAAGGACAAAUAGGUCAAGUUGCUUAUUCAGCAGCUAGUGGUGCUUUAGUAAGUAUGACACUUCCAAUAGCACGCGAUCUUGCAAGUGUUGGUAUUCGUGUAUGUACAAUUCUACCUGGUAUAUUUGAUCAAACAAAAAUGGUAGAACCAUUAUCUGAAAAAGGAAAAAAAUUACUUGCGUCAAUGGUAACAUUUCCAUCUCAACUUGGUGAACCAGAUGAUUUUGCUCGAUUAGCACAACAUAUUAUUGAAAAUAAGUAUUUAAAUGGUGAAAAUAUUCGUUUAGAUGGUGCUAUUCGUAUGCCACCUUAA
Molecule: messenger RNA, 774 nt
Organism: Rotaria sordida
Lineage: Eukaryota; Metazoa; Rotifera; Eurotatoria; Philodinida; Philodinidae
Source: the annotation of a GenBank genome assembly